AUGGAUUUACCUCCUCGAUUUACUAUCGAUGACGCCGAAAAGGGAACAUCAGACCAAGGAUAUCCUGUGGCUGUCACCUUGCCCAUGGUAUACUCAAAGCCUUCUCUCAGCGCGACCGAGACAUUAUCAUCUCUACCCGCCCCCCAUGCCUUGCCCACGCCUUCAGAAAAACACCCUUCCCUACCGCCGCCUUUCAAAAGGAAUCUCGUCUCAUCCUCACCGGCAAAAAGGCUAAAAAAGAGAGCAAGCCGUUGGAUACGCUUCCAGCUCUGGUUCAAUACUUACCGGAAGUUUUUCACAUUUGUUAUGGCCAUGAACCUCUCUGGCAUUGCUCUCGCGAUUUUCAAUGUAUGGAGUUAUCCACGAAAGUACACUGGCGCGUUUGUGCUAGGCAAUUUACUUACCGCUAUCCUUAUGCGCAAUGAACUGUUCGGUCGUUUUCUAUAUUUAACGGUCAACACUCUUUUCGCAAAGUGGACCCCUUUGCCAUUUCGACUUGCAUGCACGUCUGUUCUUCAGCAUCUAGGCGGUAUACAUAGUGGAUGUGCGACGUCUGGAUUUCUCUGGCUGAUAUUCCGGGUUGUUACUAUCUUAAUCCACCAUAAAAAUAAUCACGACGCUGUUCUGAAAUACUCACCACAACGUGUUCGAAAGGCAUCACCGCUUCAUGGGCUGGUAACUUGGAUAUUUGUCGUUCUCGGAGAUAGCUAUGACCUAGAGACGCAUUCAUGGAAUCCCGACGGUUUCCACAUUGUCAGACAGCAAGACUUUUGGUUCGCGUUUGGGAUGACCGUAUUCGUUAUCAUACCAUGGUUCACAAUUCGUGAAGUGAAAGUUGAUGUUGAAAUUCCAUCACCCAAAGUUGCCAUCAUACGUUUUGAACGCGGUAUGCAGCAAGGCUUGUUGGCGAGAAUUAGCCGAGGUUCCAUAAUGGAGUAUCAUGCAUUCGGAAUCAUCUCAGAAGGAAUACACUCCAAGGAACAUUACCUCAUUUGUGGCGUGCAAGGAGAUUUCACUCGUUCAUUGGUUGAGAAUCCUCCCACCCACCUCUGGACCAGACAGCUCAAGUUCGCUGGUGUUUCCAACACUUCGACUUUGUACAAGAAGGGCAUCCGAGUAUGUACCGGGACAGGCCUGGGCGCUGCUUUAUCGACAUGUCUUCAGAACCCUAACUGGUAUCUUAUUUGGAUUGGUUCGGAUCAAGAAAAAACAUUUGGGCCAACAAUAUCGCGUCUUAUCAGUAAAAAUCUAGAGCCAGAGAGGGUGACUCUGUGGGAUUCGAAGCAACGAGGGGGAAGACCUGACACCAUGAAACUUAUCAAAGAAGUUUACGACUCUUGGGGUGCUGAAGUAGUUUUCAUUACUUCUAAUCUUCAAGGAAACACAGAGAUGAUGGAGGGCUGUAAGGAAGCUGGCAUUCCAGCUUUUGGUACUCUUUGGGACUUCUAA
Molecule: messenger RNA, 1449 nt
Organism: Psilocybe cubensis
Lineage: Eukaryota; Fungi; Basidiomycota; Agaricomycetes; Agaricales; Agrocybaceae
Exons: 14
Coding region: 1-1449 (482 amino acids)
Source: RefSeq, a predicted model, not a curated record